AUGGCAGCGCCACCGGGCGCCCCCCGCGCCCUCCCGCUCCUCAUCCUCAUCUUCCUCCUGCCCGGGGGGGGACCCGCAGGGCCCCCCCCGGGCUGGCCGUGGGGUGACCCCGCCCCCACCCCGGCACCCCCAAUGGCCCCCCCGGGACCCCCCAGGCCGCGCUGCAGCGGGAACCGGCCCGGGCCCCGGUGCCCGCCCCGCCCCCCCCGGCUCCGCCUGGACGUCGCCGCCUCCCCCGAGUUCGGAGCGGCCCCGGGACCGAGAGCGGUGCCCGCGGGGGGACGCGUGUUCCUGCAGGUGUCGCUGUCCCGCGCUCCCCCCGGGCUCGGUUUCUCGCUCCGCCGCUGUUUCGUGUCCCCGCGCUCUUCGCCGGUCCCGCCGCGGGGUCCGGCCCCGGUGCCGCGGCCGCUCGUGGUGCUGCGGGGCGGCUGCGGCGCGGGGCGGGCGCGGCGGCGCCUCCGGGGCUCGUUCGUGCUCCCGGCGCGGUUCCCGGAGCCGCUGCAGUUCCUGCACUGCCGCCUGAGCCUCUGCCGCCACCGCGGCACCGGCACCGGGACCCCGCCCGGGCUGCCCACGUGCCGGGCCGAGCUUUGUCCCCGCCGAGGGGGCGGAGCCUCCGGUUCAGGCCCCGCCCCCCGCCCCCGGCCCCGCCCCGGUCCCGUGCGCACCGUGACCCGCCCGAUCGUGGUGACCCUGGGGACACCAGCGACCCCCGCGCCCGGUGCCCCCCCGGGGCUCCCCCCGCUGCCGUUCCCGCCGCCCCCGCCCCUCCCGCGCCCCCCGCCCCCACCCCGGGAGCGGCCCCGCGCCCCCCCCGCGGCCCCCCCCGUGCCCCCCGGGGCCGUGGCCGCCGUUUCCUUCGGUGCCUUCGUGGUGGGGGUGGCGCUGGCGGGGGGGCUCUGGUUCAUGCACGGCCGGACAGCCCCUCGGCCUCCCCCCGGCCCCAGCGCUGCCCCCCAGCCCAGGAGGGGCCAGGACACCCCAGCCGUGUCUCCAGCCAGGGCAGAGCUGCACCCCGGGCUCAUCGCACUGGAGGCAGGAGACAGGAGCAGCAAACUGGGAAAUUCAUUCAUUAAUCAUUAA
This is a messenger RNA of Melozone crissalis (California towhee), 1083 nucleotides long. Its product is annotated as transforming growth factor-beta receptor type 3-like protein. The transcript is spliced from 9 exons. The coding region runs from base 1 to 1083 and encodes 360 amino acids. The record is from RefSeq and is a predicted model, not a curated record. Lineage: Eukaryota; Metazoa; Chordata; Aves; Passeriformes; Passerellidae.